CGAGCUGGCCACUGUCAUGUUUUCAAGUUAAUUUAUAUAAAUCCGAUGCCCACCACCGAUUGCACCCACCCAACAAACACCUCCCUCCGCCCAAUAGAGAUUGGGCAUUAAAUUGUGCAUCGCAUUUGGGUAUGAAUGAGUAAGCAGAGUGCAUUAACGCACACACGCAUCGGUCGGUCGGUCGGUCGGUGCAUAUGUGCAACCAGCAGCACUCCUCUUGGCCAACAGCACACGUUUGUUGGGAGAGUGAGUGAUGAGUGCGAGAGCGUGUGCAUUAUUACAACUACACUCUUGGCUCGGGCGCGGAGCCGUUAUAGCGCCCAGGCAGUAGGCAAUGAGGACUGUUGCCGCCGCGCUGUGUACAGAGGAGAGCGAGUGUUUGAUUCGCAUUUUAUUAUGUAUUAUUAUUAUAAAAUGACUAAUACAAGAAGAGAGUGUGGAGAGCGGAAUAUUAUUAGCGGGCGCACAUACACCGAAAAUGACGAUGAGAUCGAGAAUAAUAAAGUUCACGGCACGCGGAGGAGACGGAGACACAUGUGGAGUGUUGUACUGAACGGGGUUUUUCGGAACGUGCUGGAGAAGCAUAAUAACACUUAGCAGUCAGUUAACGACGCUAGGUCAGCGCUAACGGAUGUGUCCUGCUGUAAAAAAGGAGGUGGCAGAGCUCAUUUGUGUGUGAUUAAGAAGGCAAGGAAAACUUGUGUGUUUGUUGUGUCCGCUUCGGCCACAUCAAGAUUAGCGGGUUCGGUGCUUCGCAAGUGCAUGUGCCAAAAAGGAUACACACUGUGGUGACGGUCGGGUUGUGAACACGGAUCUUCAACCGAAGUGUGUUUGACCACCCAUAAUCAUAGGUGCGGUGGCCAUCAACCGAUAGACCAAACCAAACCAGACGAACGACGACGUUUGGCGCAAAUUAUUAUUACUGUUUGAGCGAUCCAAAGGAUUUGCACAUUUCGGGUCGGGUCGUACGACGGAAAGACAAUACCGUCUCGUUAAUUACCGAUAAUGAGAUAAAAGCGCGCGUGGGGUGAAGUAUCAGGUUGUAUACGAUGACAAAUGGUCGUUCCCGAACAAUGCCAUGUUGUGAAAUGUGAAUUUAUGGUGCACUCGGACGUGAUACGACUCGCUAAUGAAUGUUGAUUUUUAAGGUGUGCAAGUUGAAUACCGUGUGUGCGUUAAUCCUAGCAUGCCGUGGCAGCCAACAGUUUCGCGUGGCUCGCAAACCUACUGAUCUAGUUUUUUGCUGUUGCUGCUGUUGUUGUUGCCUGGGUUACGCCAAGGACUACGUGAUGUGAUUCGGAACGGCCGGUGUUUGGUGAGAAACAGUUUGACAAAAGUUGGAAAUUAUGUCAGAUUCUAACAAAAGUGAUCAGCUGAUAGCGAGUGUUCAUGUUUAAACUAUCAACCAGUGUGUGAACUUGUGUAUGUCCCUUCAAACAUAAAACUGUCGUGUCAGGUGUUAUAUGAGUACACAACUCUUGGCGGUGAAACAAGCCGUUCGCAAGUUGACACCCACCCGAACCGAAUAAACUCCAGAGAAACCCCUAACGCACCAUGCUUUGUUGCUGGUGUUGAGUGUCCGGUGUUGGAAUAUGGCUGAAGGAGCACAACCGCCUCCACCACCACCACCACCAUCAUCACUAUCAGCAGCAACAUCGACAGGGUCAGCACUGUUAGACGCAUUAGACAAUAGUGGCAGCAGUGGCGGCGGCGUCGGCAGCAACAGCAUUCUCAUCAACAACAGCAACAACAACAACAACCCCAACACAACCAGAUUGUGUGGAAUGCUUGGCAUCAACAUGCCCUGUGAAGCGGCAGGACAUGAUUUCAGUACCGUCCGGAAGGAGCUCGAGUAUGUGAAUUCGAUCGCAUCGCAUUACGGCGCGAAUCUCUCGGAAAAGGGAGACCACCGGGGGGUUGGGGACCAUCAGCAGCGAGUGGCGAGCUUCAAGAUUGAGGACCGUGAAAGAAGUGAUAAUUGCAGUCGAUCAAAUAGUCCUGUGCUGGACGAGUUGAGUCCGGUGGCGUCGAGUCGCUCGAAGGUAGCCGCGGCUCUGCGAAGCCGUGAAAAAAUGUCACCUCUUGCCCUGCCGACUGCCAGUGGAUCGCCGGUCACGAAUUCAGCGGCAGCAGCUGCAGCCGUCGCCGCUGCAGCCCAAGUGCAUCUGAAUGGAACUAUGCAAGAUAUGAUGAAUCUGCAGAAACUACAAAGUUUGGCCCAGAUGACAGGUGGUGCGGCGGUUCUGCCCGGAUUGGGCCUAUCAAAUGCUGGACUUCCCACGCCAGCACUUCCGUCGGCAGCGGCAGCGUUACUUAGUAAUUCCCCGUUGAAUCUGAGUCUUGGAGCACAAAGUCAUUCACCUGUGAUGGGAGCACUUGCGGCCGCACCACAGACGAUCCCCUCGGCAGCCUCUCAAAUGCCCCAACUGAUACUGGCUUCGGGACAAAUUGGGCAGGGUAUUCAGGGUGCGCAACUGCUGAUACCGACUUCCCAAGGCAUCGCCACCCAAACCAUACUGACGAUCCCCAUGGGGCAACAGGUUAUUUCGAGCAUGAGUAGCGAAAAUUUAUUGCAGUGUUUAAAUUUUAAUACCGUCGCAAAUAACAACUUCAACGAUAUGUUGAAUCAGUCCACCCAUCAUCACCACCCGGGGAAUGCGGCGUUUGCGGCGGCAGCGGCAGCGGCUGCAGCAGUGGCAACCCGUGAAUCACCGGUUACCGUCAAUAGUCCAAUUAAUACCAACAGCUUACUUGCGAACCCACUUGCAUUGGCCGCAGCCGCGGCCGCAAACAACAAUCACCACCAUCACUCCCAUCAUCAUCACCAUCAGAUGCAUCACCAGCAUCAGCACCAACAGCAACAGCAGCAGACGCAUCAACAGCAUCAGGCCAAGCAUUUACACUUCGGACACCAAUCGGUUGCAUCCUCGUCCGGUGGUUCAUUAGUGACACCUUCGUCGGCCCAUCAUCAUCACCAGCAGCCGCCGUCUUCGGGGGGACACGUGAUAGAUAGGAUUAAAAAUUUAUCAACCCACGAGAAGACACCGUCGGAACGGUCCACGCCGGAAAUGCGCAUCAAGCUGGAAUCCCCCAAUAUGGCCUCGCCGAGUGGGGGCACCCCUCAACCAUCUUCGUCGCGGCCCGGUAGCGGCAGCUUUGCGUCUUGCGUUUUCGAUAAGUCGCCCCCGCUGAAACGGACCAUUUCGCCAAGUAUACCACCCUGCGCCGGUAGCAACAGCAGCAGCAACAGCAAUGGCAGCAGCUGCAGUAGCAACAACAGUUGCGCCACCAGCGGUCUCAGCGGCUCCGCCGGGGGACAAAUGCAGCUCGGCAAGAAUCGCACCAGCCCGCAUCACUCGCCCUCGGACGGUGCGAUAAGUAGAAUCACAACAUCGAAUGGUGAAAUCACGGUGACUAAAUCGCAAGCACCUUCCACUCCGCCCCUAUCAGUACAAAAAAAUCACGCCGCAUCGCUGCACUUCAACCCAUCCAUCUCUCCCAAGCCAAUGGUCCAUCACACGCGAGAUCAACAUCACCAUCCCCAUCAUCACCCACAUCAUCAUCUGCACCAUCAGCAGCAACAGCAACAGCAUCAGCAUCAAGGGCAGCAGCAUUCAGCGCCAUCAAGCCACAAUUCAACUCAAUUGGUAGCAUCGGCAGCAGCAGCAUCCACGUCCACAUCGGGAGAUACACAUCUGCAGAAGGAGCCGCAACAGGGAUUACACAAACCAUCCGCUUGCUCGACCUCCUCCUCUUCCGCUCUCAGCAGUACCACUCCCGGGAUGAUGUCCCUCACUCUGGACGAUGUGGAGCAGAAGAUUUCCCCCCACUCGGUCGGCUCUUCGUCGUCCAAGAGGCAUAGAAGUCUUACGCCCCCGCCUCGGAAGCUGAGCCCGACCGGGUCGGGGUCGGUUCUGCUCUCCCAGGACGACGAAGAGGAUGACGACAACAACUCCAACCCCAACGAGCUGGAAGAUUCUCCAAAUGAGCUGACGAUCAACCAAACCAACUGCAACGUGGUCGACGGAAUCGAUCUGGAUGACAUCAAGGAGUUCGCCAAGGCGUUUAAGCUGCGUCGUCUUUCGCUGGGCCUAACCCAAACUCAGGUGGGCCAAGCAUUGUCCGUUACCGAGGGGCCCGCCUACAGCCAAAGUGCAAUCUGCAGUGCUCUCGCCGCCCAAAUGUACUGUGCAGCUCAGCUCUCAUCCCAGCAGCAGCAAAUGUUUGAAAAGCUAGACAUUACACCCAAAAGUGCACAAAAAAUCAAACCUGUGCUGGAGCGCUGGAUGAAAGACGCCGAGGAAAGCCACUCGUCCCGGUUCAAAUCAGGCCAGAACCACUUGACGGACUUUAUCGGUGUGGAGCCAUCGAAGAAGCGGAAAAGGCGGACAUCGUUCACACCCCAAGCCCUGGAGCUGCUGAACGGGCACUUUGAACGGAAUACGCAUCCCUCAGGAACGGAGAUCACCGGCCUCGCCCAUCAGCUCGGCUACGAACGCGAAGUCAUCCGGAUUUGGUUCUGCAACAAGCGCCAGGCUCUCAAGAACACCGUACGAAUGAUGUCGAAAAAUUUCAAAAUGGAAACCUCCUAAGAUGAUUGUUUUAGUCUACUUAGUUUAUGUAAAUAUUCUUCUACAGGACCUUUAUUUUAAUUUAUGUGCCAUUGGUUAGAAAGUUCUAGUUCAACUACCGAGCAGACAUUUCAGUGCAUUUUGGUCUAGUUUAUUCAAUUGUACUACAAUUUUGGAAUUAAGACGUGUUCGAGAAAAGAGAAGAUAUUCAUCAUCAGUUUGAUUUAGUCAACAACAAAUCGUACUUUCAAUUAGUUUAUAAUUAAGUAAAAAUGAAGCAACCAAAGUUCCUACAAAGUAAUCGUAAGAGUUAUUAACAGAUGAUGCUAAUACAUUAAAAAUUAGUAGCGGAAAAAGUGAACGAAAAUGAAUGCACUCCGUAGUGGCUACAGAUAUCGCAUUUUGCGAAACGAAAUCUGUCUUUGUUGUUGUUUUCUGUUAGACCAAGUCUAGGUAUCUAUCGAAAACAUAAACUCGGAGCAGAUUCCAUCCGAAAUCUGGAAAUUUAUCAAAAGGGUGCCAAAAGUUCAAUCCUAAAAUUUACUAUGACAGCAAAAAAUGUGCCAUAACUUGGUUCUGUCCGCUCUCUCAUUAUCGCACACUCGCAUUCAUCGUUGUCGUCGGUGUCAUUUGUCAAACAAAACCGCCAUAAAUGAUUUAGGUUAAUUUCUCACUAAAGGUGUAAAAAAUAGAAACUUUAGAUCAUAAGUAAAGAGUGUGUAAACAAGACAACCGAAAUCGGUUUACACAAGCCGUGACACAUUUGUAAGAAAAUUUGGAUGUAAAAAGUAAACGAAAUCUCACAUACGAACGUAAUAAAUGAACAUACUGAUGGAGUAUACGAAACAUGGUCUCUUCAAUUGGCAAGUCCCUAUUCAAAAUUCCACCCCUCCGUUAUCAUUAAAUAGGCGACCGGAUAGUUAUACCAGAACAACACUUAGCAAAGCAAGCAGCGGUAGGUUUUGUAUUGCACCAACUUUUUUCGUCAGAAUUUCACCUCAUCGUUGUAGUCAUAAAGUUGUACUCACCAACAGCCAAACGCAGCAGAAUUCAGAGGAAUUUCCGUUGGAAAAGAAUUGUUCAUAUCUCACCAAUAGCGCUAACAAAGUGCAUACCUAUAUCAGAUGUAAAUUCUACAAUUGUGCUACAAGAUAUCCAAAAACUUUGAUGACUGUAAAUAUAUAAACACACAAAAAAACACAAGAGAAUGAAUCCUUUUAUAAUAGGAAAAGUCGUAAAAAGGAGAAAAAAUACACGCCUCAUAGAUUUAGUUGUUAAGAUGAGUGUUUAGGACUUGGUAUCGAAGAUAGCAUAUUUAUGUGAUAUGUAAAAACUAACGGAUUGCAGAUAAUUUCACACACACAGACACACAGAAAAGAAAAAAAAACAAAAACCUGCGAAUUCGCCGAAACGCGGAGCGCAAGAUAUACCAACUAGAGGAACCAGUCAGCUUCGAUGGAGAAAACUAUGUGGAGCAAAUUUGGCUAUAUAGUUGUACGAAAUAUAUUAUUCGAUGAAUAAACAUUUAUGAAAUAAAA
This is a messenger RNA of Toxorhynchites rutilus septentrionalis, 6109 nucleotides long. RefSeq names its product POU domain, class 6, transcription factor 2 (gene pdm3). The record is from RefSeq and is a predicted model, not a curated record. Lineage: Eukaryota; Metazoa; Arthropoda; Insecta; Diptera; Culicidae. The transcript has 11 exons. The coding region runs from base 1593 to 4592 and encodes 999 amino acids. Gene Ontology annotation, biological process: regulation of transcription by RNA polymerase II. Gene Ontology annotation, molecular function: RNA polymerase II cis-regulatory region sequence-specific DNA binding; DNA-binding transcription factor activity, RNA polymerase II-specific.